UGGUAGGUGUGCCGAGACGGGACCACUCGGGCCGCCCGUCUCUCCCUCGCCGCUCUCCGCUCCCCGCCGCUCCUCUCUAUGGUGCGGGGCGGUGCGGUCACGUGGGGCGGGCAGGCCGGAAGGAGCGGGGCAGCGGCGGCUAAAUGAAGCGGGGCCGGAGGGGCCCGUUCCUCAUGCGAGCCUGACUGCCAUGCGUGGACAUUGAUACUUUUGAGUACAGCUGUUUAAAAUGGCAGAGAGAGGUGGAAAUGAAGAAGUAAUUAACUUGAACAGCUUCCGUAGUCACAGAGGGAAAGACUGGAUAAACCGCAGGGACGAAGGUCUUAUCAUGAUAUCAGAUUCCUCAGACGAAGAAUUACCUUUGUUGCUGGAAAUGCCAGCAGAGCAGCAGCGUGAGGAAGAUGACGAUGAUGUAGUCAUCUUGGCAGAGACCCCAAAGCAUCAGCAGCUUCUGCGUCCCAAUGUCAUCAGACCUGCUGCUCAAUGGCAGGGUGCAAACACUGUGGGAGAAGGAGGAUCUAAAAGUGCUGUCGAGCCCUUGAGGAGCACAUAUCUGCAAGAUGAGAUCUCAACUCCGCUGUGCCAGGGAGACCAGAAUAAUCACAUGGUGGAAAGCAGUGCUGGAUCAAGCAGGGAUGAGAAUAUGAACUUUGCCUUGCAGCAGCCCGGACCAUCUGAGCUUAAUGGCCCCAGGUUUGAACUUACAAGUAAUGAGGAGCCUGGCCCAAGUUUGCUUCCAGCAGUAAAGACGAGUCCACAGCCUGCUGUUAACAGAGAAAUCAUUAGUCUGGAGAAUGCAGACCUUCCACCACAACAGGAAGAAAAGGUAGAAGCCCAGGGAUGGCAAGGGCAGGACUUGGAGCCAGAGCAAAACCUCGGAGGAACAGCUGUUGCACCUGCCGCAGACCAGGAGAUCCACAAAAACAGCCAGCUGGAUCACCCAUACUUCCAGACGUUGGAAGACGAGCCACGUGCUGUAGUAAACGGUUGUGCUCCUCAGCAAGGGCAGCCUGAAGCAGACCCAGGAUCUUUGAGGGCAUAUGGAGAGGAGGCUCCUGGGCCAGCCUUCCCCCGACCUGAACCACAGCAGGAUGGGAUUCCAGGUCCUGCUUCACCCCAGCCAGCGCAUCCACCAGAAGAAACGGGUCAGCAGGCAGCUAUAGACAAUGAACAGCCAGGUCCAGCAUUCCCUGCACAGGGCUCUCACGAAGUUGGCUCUAGUAAUGUGCCAGAACAAGGAGCUGCUGGGCAGGACCAAGACCCCACUGCACUGCUCAUCAGAGAGACAGAAGCAAGAUUCCCAGAUGUGAAGAAGGAAUAUAUUGAAGAGCUAAUCAGUAUCAAGAACUGCUAUGACUUAAAUGUACUUUGUAACUUUCUUCUGGAAAAUCCAGAUUACCCAAAGAAGGAAGGCAGAGUGGUUUUAAAUCCCAGCAGCAGCCUGCUCGCCAGCCAAGAUGAGACAAAGGUGCCUAAAGUGGACUACUUCGACUUUUCCAAACUUGCCCCACUUGAUCAGCGGUGCUUUAUUCAGGCAGCUGACCUCCUUAUGGCAGACUUCAAAAUGCUGAGCAGCCAAGACAUUAAGUGGGCACUACAUGAACUCAAGGGACACUAUGCAAUCACGCGAAAGGCCUUUUCAGAUGCUAUCAAAAAAUGGCAGGAGCUGUCUCCCGAAACCAGCGGGAAACGAAAAAGGAGGAAAGAAAUGAAUCAGUAUUCAUAUAUAGACUUCAAAUUUGAGCAAGGGGAUGUGAAAAUUGAGAAGCGCAUGUUCUUCCUGGAGAAUAAGAGACGGCACUGGAGGUCCUAUGACAAGCUCUCUCUUCUCCCACCAGUGCUACUGGAGCAGGAAUUCUAUGAGCAGAAAGUUAAAGAGAUGGCAGAGCAUGCAGACUUUCUCCUUGCUCUGCAGAUGAAUGAGGAGCAGUAUCAGAAGGAUGGUCAGAUGAUAGAAUGCCGCUGUUGUUAUGGGGAGUUUGCGUUUGAAGAGUUAACUCAGUGUGCAGAUGGUCACUUGUUCUGCAAGGAGUGCCUAAUUAAAUAUGCUCAGGAGGCAGUCUUUGGCUCUGGGAAGUCAGAGCUCAGCUGCAUGGAAGGCAGUUGCACGUGUUCAUUCCCCACCAGCGAGCUGGAGAAAGUACUUCCAGAGAACAUCCUCUGUAAAUACUAUGAGCGGAAAGCUGAGGAGGAGGUGGCUGCUGCCUGUGCAGAUGAGCUUGUCAGGUGUCCAUUCUGUAACUUCCCAGCUCUACUGGACAGCGAUGUGAAGCGGUUCAGCUGCCCUAAUCCCCGCUGCAGAAAGGAAACGUGUCGGAAAUGCCAGGGGCUGUGGAAGGAGCACAUGAACCUCACCUGCGAGCAGCUGGCUGAGAAGGAUGACAUCAGAUACAGGACGUCCAUAGAAGAGAAAAUGACAGCCGCCCGAAUUAGAAAAUGCCACAAGUGUGGGACUGGCCUAAUUAAAUCGGAGGGUUGCAACCGCAUGUCCUGCCGUUGCGGUGCUCAGAUGUGCUACCUCUGCCGGGCUGCCAUUAACGGGUACGACCACUUCUGCCAGCACCCCCGGUCGCCCGGGGCUCCCUGCCAGGACUGUGCAAAGUGCUCUCUCUGGACAGAUCCCACAGAAGAUGAUGAGAAGAUAAUCCAGGAGAUUCAGAAAGAGGCUGAAGAGGAGCAAAGGAAGAAGAACGGAGAGAACAGCUUCAAGCGGAUCGGCCCUCCUGCGGAAAAGCCCAUGGAGAAGAUCCAGAGAAUUGAAGUCAUCCCCAGACCUGUUCCUCAGAACCUCCAUCAACCCCGGAUGCCCCCUUACCCCUUUGUGCACCCUCCCUUCCCGCUCCCUCCCGUCCGUCCCAUGUACAAUAACAUCCCCCUCAACAUCGGCCCUAUCCCUGCCCCCUACGUCCCCCCGUUACCUAACAUGAGGGUGAACUAUGAUUUUCCCCAGAUCAAUGUUCAGCUGGAGCACAACUUGCCUAUGCACUUUGGCCCUCAGCCUCGACACCGGUUCUGACCUGGUUCCUACAGCACUUGGCAGAGAGUCACUGCAGGGCAAAGCCAGCCCAGUAAUGUCACCCCCCCGUCCUGCUCCAGCCCCUCUCGGUUUAGCCAGCUGCAAGGGGACCUGCUGUGACUCACGCGUACCUGCGCUGCACCCCUCUCUAGAGCUUCUCUGAACCUUUGCCAUCAAACAUUUCAACCCAACAGGGCUUGGUGCUGCGUUUCCAAGGGGUCUCUCCCUAUGUUGGGCAUCCAGGUAUUUUGAUUUGACAAAGCCUGUUAGGCAGCUAUUGGGAGGGAAAGUGAGGCUUUGUGGAGUGCAGGGAUGCAGCCGUUCCUUGGGGACUUUCCAAAAGUCCUACCUUCCUGCCGGCCAGAGCAGCUGCCGCGGAGUCAAAUGAGUCUUGGGGCAAGGGAAGAGAGACUUGGCCUCUGAGUAAGACCUUCAGGAGCAAGAUAACCGGAGUCGGCCGCCCUAGCCUUCUGCCUGCGGAGAGGCACGAGGCUGGGGUUCCCAUGUUCUCCAGCAUCCCUGUAACCUGCUAGCACCUCCCAGCAGAAAUAAAUUGUUCAAAACCAAAUCAAUCUAGUGUUUUUAGCAUUUCUCGCUCUCCAAGUGGAGUGAGGGGAUGUAGCAGCCACCUCCUUGCUGAGAUCUUGCUAGGAAGCCCGGAGCCGCGUUCUGUCUCAGGGCUUUAGCAAGUAGCAGAAGACUCGGGCACCCUGAUCUUUGGCUGAACUGAACUUGCCCCUUUUGAAGGGCUCAGGUUUUUUUUCCCCCAGAGGUGGGUGCCUCUCAGCUUCCAAAAUGUGGCCUUUGCUUUGCCAUUCUCAUCUGGUACCCCAAAUCUCCCCCUGCUUUUGGCAGCAGUCCCCAAACAGCUGGUAGAAGCACCCGGAGCCUAAGCUGCGCCCUUCGUUGCAGAAACUACUUGGGCAAAUACCCGGUUAGAUGCGUAGACAGUGGUGUGUGAUGUGUGCUGUGGCAGAAAAAUUAGGAACUACCCCUAUAGUUGUGCGUGCAGGCGGCGGUGAGCCGGGAGCCCCCUUAGCUGAACCCCCUGCAACCGAAUGGGCAGCUGUAGCUUUGUGCUUCAGGAAGCUGGCUGCUUCUGUGGUGCUUAAUAACUUCUGAAGAUGUGUGUUUCAGUUUAAUUGGCUUUGGAAAAGCGUGUUAAAAGGCAAACGUUGAGUAUUGCUGGGCUUAGGAAGCGAGGGUUUAGGAAAAGCAAAACUUCCUUGUAAGAAGCGGAGGGUGUAGUUGCUGGGCUGCGGGAGGAGCGUUGGCACAAAGCCCUUUCCCCACAGCCCUUGGCUGUACUGUCUGGUACAGGCCCCCUCUAGAAAAGAAAAUGGUUGGAAUGGAAAAAAAAAAAAAAAAAUUCCUCCCAGAAACACUGGGCUAGCUUUUAGCAGCCCAGUUGUGCUGUCAUUCCCUGGUUUGGUCUGGGCCACAUCCUGCUCUGUCCUGCUGGGAACCUGCUGGGUGCGCUUCCCCUCCCGUUAAUCCUCGCGGAAUUUAAGCAUCUAGGUGUCUUUCGGUUUUGUUUGUUUGUCAGGUAAAACUCCCUGCCUCUGCCUGAUGGCCUCUGCCAAAAUCCUUGCUUACCGCUCCCGGCACAGCACCUCCUCAGGCGUGCAGUGGGUGAUGGGUGCGGGGCUGUCGCUGGGGUGCUCCCGGAGAGAGGCAGCCUCCAGCGUGGCCCAGGACAGCAUCUGGGGACGGGUGUCCCCAGGAGGGUCUCCCAGAGGGGAAUUCCACGCUUUUUGGAGCUGAGUCAGCAUUUUCUCGCCUCUGGGUUGAACGUGCGGAGUGCUCUGUUCCAGUUCCUCAGUGCCAUGGUCUCUCUAGCAUUAAUAACCAAGUGGUAUUCCCUUGCUGCUAUCGUUUGCUUUUUUAAUUCUUAUUUCUUUCUGGAAGUAGUCUGGGGGCCGCAGGAGCUUAUCGCUUGCUGCUCAGCUGGGUUUUAGCCACGUCUAAGUCCUACCUUGCACCAAGUGAUUCCUGCGGUAGCCAGGAGCAGGGUGUCCCGUUGGAUUUGGGGAGGGCUGGGUUCACAGCAUCAGCGGGUGGUGAGAAAAUGGACCCAGGUCAGAAGCAGCAUGGGCGGCUUCCCCUUAUGGAAAGGGAAUCCUGUUUGUUUUUUUUUUUAAUAGCUGAGAUUUUUCUGGGCUCCAGGGCCGGCUUGGAUGAGCCCUCGAGGCUUUCUAAAGCACGUGCCUUUCUCUGGCAGGGCGGUCGUGGUUGUCCCCCAGCACGUGCCUGUGCAAAGGGGGGGUCACGCAGUGGAGGUGGGUCGGGCAGCCGGGGCUCAGCUGCUGAACCGGUGGCCCAAACUGCGAAGGAAACGUGACGUGUCGCACAGCACUGCGUAGCUGGGAGCACAAGCGAAAAAACGAUGGUCUAAUCCCAUUUUUUGGUGCGUGUCGAGAGAUGCGCGGACGUCGAGAACUAAGCCUUGGCAGAGGGAAGCGAGAGAUGGAGCGAGAGGGAUGGAGAAACGUCGGGCAGAGGUGGCGUGGGGAGGUUGGUGUCCGUGGUCCGUCCUGCUUGGGACGUGAGCGUCUUCUGCCGUGGUGCAGCGGUCACGGUCCUGGAGGAGCCCGGUAGAGGUAGGGGGAGAGACGACCGCUGUCCCCAUGUCCCCUGCAAAACCGUGAGCUUAUUUUGUGUCUAAGAGAAGAGAAAUCGGUGCUCGGUCUGUGAUGGGGAGAUGCACUGCGCCCAGCAGCCCCGAGCGAUGGGCUUAGCCCUCCACCCGGUCCUGGGGCGACGCUGGGCUCCCGGCGCUGCUUCUCUUCCUGAGGAAACACCCAUUUCACCAAAAAUUACUCCGCAGCCAAAGCACGUCGCUGCUUCUCCCCUCCAACCCGAGAGACCUCGAGUUGUGGUUGCUGAUAGCACUUGGAUCUGUGUUGAUUUAUUUUAAAAAAAGAAAAAAAAAAAACCAAAAAUUUCUGCACAACCACCAGAGCGAUCUGUGAUCUGGUCUCUAACUCCUGCACCUGUUUUCCCACCCACCCCACCAUCCUUGAAACCAUUUGUCCUUUAAAAGGCGACUUGGAGGUUGCCGUGCCCGGGCUGAUUCCAUAACAGGUACUUCUUAUGGUUAAUUGCAGUGUCCCACUUUACUUGCCUUAAAGGUGGAGAGAGAAACUUAGUAUUUGCACUUAGCAAAACAUUAUGUUAAAAGAAAGAAACCCUGUAAAGAUGUGCAUGUUCUGCAACUUUGUAUAACAAUAGCUGAAAAUAAAUAGGUGGUUUAUUAAAAAAAAAAAAAAA
Harpia harpyja (harpy eagle) is the source of this 6286-nucleotide messenger RNA. It is a transcript of the gene RNF216, whose product is annotated as ring finger protein 216. The transcript is spliced from 17 exons. The coding region runs from base 230 to 3016 and encodes 928 amino acids. The record is from RefSeq and is a predicted model, not a curated record. Gene Ontology annotation, molecular function: zinc ion binding. Lineage: Eukaryota; Metazoa; Chordata; Aves; Accipitriformes; Accipitridae.